Molecule: messenger RNA, 462 nt
Organism: Parascedosporium putredinis
Lineage: Eukaryota; Fungi; Ascomycota; Sordariomycetes; Microascales; Microascaceae
Source: the annotation of a GenBank genome assembly
AUGGCCACCAUUCCAAGCGAGGAGUCCUACGGCGCCCAGUCUCCGCUCCAGGCGAACUAUGAAGAUCGUCGACACUCCGCGGCCGGAUCAUCGUACGGCUCGUCGAGAGAAUGUCCUGCCGAGGGCUGCCCCUUCCGCGCCAAGUCGAAAAAGGACGUCGACCGACACUACAUGUCCGUCCACGCCAAGGCCGACCUAUUCUUUUGCCCGCGGCGCACUGCCCACAAGCGCGGCUGGUCGAGGAAGGAUGCCCGGGACAGGCACUCCUACCGGAGCGACACCCCCGACUCAGAGAGCCGUGCUACAGCCAGGCCUACCAACUUCACCGUCGAGGACGUCAUGUCUCAGCUGGAGGAGGAGAAGAGGUUGCGCCUUGACCUGGAGCACGAGCUACGUGUGCUGCGGAGGAGCUACGACGAGCGAGCGAGCCUGAUCAAGAGGAUCUUGUCGAGCGCGCUCUAA